This is a messenger RNA of Trichomycterus rosablanca, 1165 nucleotides long. RefSeq names its product TBP-like 1 (gene tbpl1). The record is from RefSeq and is a predicted model, not a curated record. The transcript has 7 exons. Bases 225 to 785 code for a protein of 186 amino acids. Gene Ontology annotation, molecular function: DNA binding; general transcription initiation factor activity. NCBI's taxonomy places the organism in Eukaryota, Metazoa, Chordata, Actinopteri, Siluriformes, Trichomycteridae. Gene Ontology annotation, biological process: DNA-templated transcription initiation.
CCACGCCAAUGGCCGCUGCUCGUUGCUAUGCAUCAGAGCCUGAAGCCUUUGUUUAGUUUGUUAAAUAAAUGUGCAGUUUAGCGCAGUUUUUAUCAGAUUUUAUUAUUAAUAGUGUUUUAUACUGAAUAUUUAUUGCAUAUCACUGCUUAUACUGAAGCGUCCUCGUUUGCAAACGUCUAAAAGUGACAUGCAUUUGUAAAGCAUCUUCCAUCCAAAGAGACCUCAUGGAGCCGACUAACGAUGUGGCACUGGACAUCAUCAUCACAAACGUGGUCUCCGUGUUCAGGACCAGGUGCCAUCUCAACCUGCGCACUAUCGGCCUAGAGGGGAACAAUGUCAUCUACAAACCAGAAAUGGGAAAAGUCUUAAUGAAGUUGCGUAAACCACGCAUCACUGCCUCCAUAUGGUCGUCAGGAAAAAUCAUUUGCACUGGAGCAACCAGCGAAGACGAGGCUAAACUGGGUGCCAGAAGGUUAGCCCGCUGUCUCCAGAAGAUUGGAUUCAAGGUGAAGUUUUCAGACUUUAAGGUUGUGAACGUCCUGGCUGUCUGUUCCAUGCCCUUUCAGAUCCGUCUCAUCGAGUUCACUAAGAACAACCGCCCCAUAGCCAGCUAUGAGCCUGAGCUCCAUCCUGCUGCUACAUACAGAAUCAAAAACCUCCGUUCUACAGUGCAGGUUUUCUCCACAGGCAGCAUCACCGUCACAGGACCAAACGUUCAGACUGUUGCCUCAGCUGUGGAGCAGAUUUACCCUCUACUGUUCGAGUGUCAGAAACCACGCGUGUAAAACACACAUCAGAUUUUAAAACGAAGCACCUUAUGAUUAAACGUGUCGCGACGCCGAGCUGUUCCCGUCAGCGUGAGUCUGAGCAGGACUGAGAAGUCCAAGCUGCCCUUUCAGCUCUGACCUCUGUAACCACCGUACAGCUCAGAAGAAGAUCAUCACCGUGUACUUCCUGAACAUUUUAUUCCUUGUUUUUAGUGCUUGGACGGCGUUGGAAGGUCGGACAUGAAAGAGCAAACAUACUGAGCAGGAUAUUACAUAACAUUUACCUACUGUGUGUUCUGUUGAACAGGAACACGGGUGUAUAAAUCAGUCUGCAGGUCCUGUGUGUAUGUGAUAUGUUUUCAUUUUGUAUUUUGCAAUAAAAAAAGAGAAUGAAAGAA